Messenger RNA from Sinocyclocheilus anshuiensis, 3345 nucleotides. Its product is annotated as myb-binding protein 1A-like protein. Gene Ontology annotation, cellular component: nucleolus. Gene Ontology annotation, biological process: regulation of DNA-templated transcription. Lineage: Eukaryota; Metazoa; Chordata; Actinopteri; Cypriniformes; Cyprinidae. The transcript has 24 exons. The coding region runs from base 73 to 3345 and encodes 1090 amino acids. The record is from RefSeq and is a predicted model, not a curated record. Gene Ontology annotation, molecular function: transcription factor binding; sequence-specific DNA binding; transcription corepressor activity.
AUCACAGCGCGGAAGUAAUCCUGGAAGAAAACGUCCUCGCGGUUCCCCCACGUGUCUGUGCGCCACGCUCUCAUGGCUGCGGUGAUGCAGACAAACAUGGGAGAGCUCGAGGACAGCACCGUGAGACCCAAAGUCACCGAUGCUAAAGGCAUUCUCAAACAGAACCGACAGUUCCUGGAUUACUUCUGGGACAUCGCGAAACCCGAGCGAGAAGUCCGCCUCAAAGCGAUUGAGGACUUGAUCGAACGCUUGAAGCAGAGCGAGAAGCCGGAUGAGUUGAAGUAUUCACUGAAGAGACUAGUGGACGGUCUUUCUCACACGAGAGAAGACGCUCGGUCAGGAUACAGCGUUGCGCUCGCUCAGCUGCUGAGUGUAUUUGAGGAGAUCUCACUGAAAUCCACACUAGACAGCGUCAAAGAAAAGCACAACCUCCAGACAGCCAAAAAGAAAUUCAUCAGAAAUGCAGCGUUUGGGAAUUUCUUUGGUGUGCUCGCCCUGUCUCAGUCCACACGUCUGCAUAAGGAGCCGCAGGUCAUGUUGGAGUGUGUGCAGCUCCUGCAGAGUCUGUCCCGGUACAGAGAACACCUGAGAGACCUGCCCAGAAAAACCAUGGUCGACAUCCUGUCAGAGACAUCGAAGGAGGUGUUUGAAGAGGUGCUCCUGAGCGCCCUGCAGUCUGACCUGACCUCUGCCCUCAACACUCCCGAGCAGCUCGAGCUCCUCCUGGUGGCCAUGCAGAAGUUCCCCUCUGUGCUCAAACCCAAAAAACUCAAGAAACUAUUAGGAACCACAGCAGUCAUUACUAAAGAGAACAUGCCAAAGCUGGUGGAGGUUUUAAAGACGGCCGCUCGCUCUGUGAAGAAGGACAACAUUCUGCCCCCAGUCACGUUUGACUUGUUACAGGCGUCUCUGCGGGAGGACAACUUCGAGAUGUUCUGGAAUGAAGCCAUUAUCAAAGGCAUGCUGUCAGAGAUGCCUGGUCCCACACAUUAUUUAGGUUUCCGGUUAUUGGGAGCAUCUCUGCCGCUGCUGUCAGUCCCUGAGCUCGAGUUUGUCCUGUCCGGUGAUGUGAUGAGAUACUACGGUCAACACAUGCUGUCCGCACAGCUGGCAUACCGAUUCAAGUUUGCUCCAGAAAUGGAGAAGUACGUGAGUGAGUUCAUGCAGGGCUGCCCUGAUGCUGACAAACAGCUCGUCGUGGCGCUCGGCUUCACUCAGCUCACUAACCAGGGCUACCCCGUGGUCCCGUCCUCCUGGAAGGUUCUGGAGCACAUGGAUCUGUGUGCGCUGCAGCAGUAUGUGGAGUGGCUGAUGAAGGCCUUCUGCAAGCCCCAGCUGGAGAAAUGCCUGGACUUCAGCACCCGCAGACAGAAAGGAAACCAGGAGUCUGAAGUAGAGAGUGACAGCUGUGUUGCCAGGUUUCGUAAAUGGAUCGUUCAACGCCUCUCUUUCAUUGUGGAAAACCAUCAGAUUAAGAAAGAGGAGGGUCUUGUCAUGAAAAUGGCUAGGUUUAUUUUCUUCCACGCCUUCUUUGAUGUGAAGAAACCCACUCCAGAAAUCCCUGAGACGGUGCAGGCUCUCUCAGUGCCCAUAGAUCAACAAACACGAGCCACUAUCUCUUCAGCCUUCUACGGUCUUCUGCAGGGCUUGAACUCGAUGGCUGUGCUAGGAGAUUCUCCUGAGGCGGAGAGGCUGAACUCCAGGAGGAUUCUGGGUGUGAAAGCUGAUGGAAGCAUGUGGAUCUACUGUGUGGUCCAGUACGCCACCACGCUGCUCAACCAGAGCAAACACGUCCAGAGCGUUCAGACCCUGAGUCCAGAGCAGAGGCAGGGCUGGGACAGUAUGCUGGAAUCAGUGGAGGCCUUGAGGAAAAAAGCAAAGAAGUCUUCUUCACCUGAACACACGGCAUUUCAGCACCUCUUCCUUCUCGUUGGGAUUCAGAUGUUCAGGGCUCCAGAUGAAAGUUUGGAGUUGUUGAAUGAUUUGCGGACCUGUGUGGAGAAAGCUCAGGCUAAGAAAUCUAAAAAGAAGAAAGCGAAUGGCGAGAGCUGUAAUGAGGAGCCGCACUGGGUGGAGGUGGUUGUUGAGAUCCUGCUGUCGCUCCUGUCUCAGCCCAGUCGUCUCAUUCGCAGUGUGUGUAAAGCUGUGUUUAGCCGUAUCUGUCCUCACCUCACCCAAGAAGCGCUCAGCUCCAUCCUGAACGUUCUAGACCCCAACAAGGAUGAGGAUGAAAGCGGUGUUAUGGUGACUGAUGAGAAGGAGAAAGAGAAAAAGAGAAAGCGUAAAGAGGAGGACAAGCAAGAUGAUGAGGAGGAGGAUGAAGAGGGUUCUGAUUCCUCCUCUGAUGAUGAUGAUGAUGAGGAUGAAGCCAUGGAGGAAGGAAAAGAGUUGGAUCAGAAAUUCCGUUUGGAUUUGAUGAAGGUUCUGCAGGGUCAGAACGCUCUGGCCACUGAAGAGGAUGGCAGUGACGAAGAGGAACUGGAUGAUGCGGGCAUGAUGAAGCUGGACGGAAGCCUGGCUGCUCUCUUUCUGGAGCAGAAGAAAAAGAUCCAGGCCAAAAAAGACGAGAAGGACAGACUCCGCAAAGAAAAGGUCCUCGUUCGGGACUUCAGGAUUAAAGUACUGGACAUGGUGGAGAUGUUCUUGAGCAAACAGGGGAGCAGCGCUCUGGUUCUUGGGAUGGUGGAACCGCUGCUCAGCGUGAUCGAGAACGGGAUGAGCUCCGAAACCAGCCAACAGGAGCAGGACUUCCUGCGCAGGGCUGCAGACAUCUUCAGGAAUCGACUCUGUCGUGCGAAGUAUUACUGCAGGGAAACCGACGGACGAGAGGCGGAGCUUCAUGAAAUGCUUGAGCGUCUGAUUGGUCGAGCCCAGAAGCUGACAGACUCGUCUGUGUCUCUGUACUACUUCAGUGCUGCUCUCUAUGUGGUGAAGGUGUUAAGAGGCAUUGUGAGUGAACAGGACUCUGCAAACGCACCGUCAACACCGGCAGAGCUAAGGCUUAUGGGUAAAGUGGAUGUUGAGAGGGUCACGACUUGCUUCAGAAACGCGUUGACAUCUUUCUUGACGAAGAGGAAAAGCCCUCUCACUGGAGCCAUGUUCAUCGACCUCUUCAGCAGAUUCCCUGUGUUGUAUGUGAACAUGUUGGACACGGCUGUGGAGAACAUCACUGCUGGAGUGAGGGAACAUCAGCAGGGUCAGGCAUGUCUCAUGGUGCUCAGGGCCCUGCAGUCUAAAGACGUGAAGAACCUGAUGUCUGAUGCCCAGGGAACUGAGCUGCAUCAGAAAGUUGUGGACCAACUCACCAAGGUAGACUUUUCACCAUUUAAUGGUCAGCACUCUUGA